CGUGCUCUCAGUCAAACUCACAACCUCCCUGUUCCAAUUCUCAACCCCUAAUCAGUUUUCUCUAGCUCACAGCCGCCAAUUCUUCUUCCAUGGAGUCGAUACUUCACAGCUCAACUUCCGCUACUUGUCACUUCCCUCCGACCAUCCUGAAAUCGAUUUCCCGAGAUGGGUUUUCUGCCAGCAAGAGCUCCUGCCUGUUCUUCGCCAAUAGGUUCUCUUCCUCUUCUUCUGCUUCUUCUUUGUCGUCGUCGUCUUCUUCUUCUUCAUGCCCUCGAAGGAGAUUGGUGAUAGUGGGCGCCAAGAAGAAAAGUAAGGACGACAGGAUGGAUUCUCACAGCUUUGUCCCGAAACCGGACGAGGCCACCGGGCUCUUCCCUGAAGCUGUCUUGCUCAAGGAGAAGAAAGUCCAGGAAGAUGGUCAACUUAUGCCCGAGUUCGCCGAUGCUGAAGAGAAGGAGCUGUUCGAAUAUCUGAACCUUCAGUUGGAGAGCGGCUUGAAUGUGAAGCAAAUGCGACACUACGAGGUGGUUUACUUAAUCCACGAGAAGCAUGAAGAAGAUGUUGGGAAAGUUAAUGAGAAGAUUGAAGAUUUCUUGCGGGAGAAACGGGGCAAGGUGUGGAGGUUCGAGGACUGGGGCCUCCGCAGGCUUGCAUACAAGAUAAACAAGGCCACGAAGGCCCACUACAUCCUCAUGAACUUUGAGCUCGAUGCCAAGUGGAUCAAUGACUUCAAGUCCAUGCUGGACAAGGAUGAGAUGGUCAUUCGGCACCUUGUGAUGAAGCAGGACAAGGCCAUCACCGAAGUUCAGCCUCCUCCUCCCGAAUUCCACACCCUCCGAUCAGGAAUGGAUGAUGAUAAUGAAGAAGCAGACGGCGAGAUAGAACUAGAAUAUGAGGAUGGAGAGGAAUAUGACGACGAGGAUGAUGAGGAUUGGGAUGAUGAGGAGGGUGAGGAUAUCGAUGACUAUGACGAGGAUGAUGAUGGGGUUAUUUUGCUUAACGCUGAUGAAGAGGACGGAGAGGUUGCGGGGAAUAAGUCGUCUAAGUCACAGAAGAGAAGUCUGAGAGCACAGCCUCUGGCAAGGUAAAGGCCAUUUUUGUUCUCUUUAAUUCCCUUCAAAGCACGGUCCCAUUGUAGGCUACAGAGAGAUGCUUCUAAGUAGUGCAGUGAAAGCUGCUUUGUAGAACUGUUAUUUUUGCCAUUGUGGAGAUGUCAGGAUGUUAAUUCGGGUAUCAUUAUCUAAUGUAAUUAUGUAAUCGAUGGUAUCUGUAAAGUUACAGCUAUGACAUUGAUGAAUUCGAACCAAAAGAUUCUAUUUA
Messenger RNA from Punica granatum (pomegranate), 1320 nucleotides. The record is from RefSeq and is a predicted model, not a curated record. Lineage: Eukaryota; Viridiplantae; Streptophyta; Magnoliopsida; Myrtales; Lythraceae.